Molecule: messenger RNA, 876 nt
Organism: Akanthomyces lecanii RCEF 1005
Lineage: Eukaryota; Fungi; Ascomycota; Sordariomycetes; Hypocreales; Cordycipitaceae
Source: the annotation of a GenBank genome assembly
AUGGCUUCGACUACGGCCGCCCAAGACGAAUUCAACCAACUGGUUUCUAACAAUACGGCCCGAACCAACGCACAUCCCGAAGACAAGCACGACAACGACCAGUCUGACCAGGACCUCGACGAGGAGGAUACGUAUCGCAACACGCAAAUUGACGCCGCCAUGCGCACACCUACUGCCGCCUCGGAGCUCAAGCUGCCGCCCGCGUCCUUUGACAGCGGUCGCUUCACCGGCGUCAAGGGUGUCAUUGCCGAUGCUCGCAGCUUUGAGACGGCGCGCAAGACGAAAUGGAUUGACCGUGCCCGCAACGCUCGCCGGAGCAUUCUCGGUUUCGCAGGCGUGGCCCCCGCCACCGGCAACAGCGUCACCAUCACCGGCGGUGCUCGAUCCGACAGCGAGACGGACGACGACGCCAAGAGUAACGACGAGGACAACUUUCUGAGCGAGUGGCGCGAGAGUCGCCGGCGGGAGCUGGAAAGCGCCGCCAACCGCGCCGUACGCACGAGAAAGACCAGUCCCAGCGUGCGCAUCUUCGGCCGUUUCGACGAGGUGGAUGCUAUGGGCUACCUCGACGCCAUUGAAAAGGUCAGCCGCGACACGACGGUAGUUGUCUUCGUGUAUGACAAUGAGUGUGAGGUAUCAGCAACCAUUGAAGACGCUCUUGUACCGCUGGUACGCGUCAAUCCUACCACGCACUUUGUCAAGGUGCACUACGACGACAUUGAGUUUGACCCAGCAGCCGUACCUGCGCUGCUAGCGUACCGAAAUCAAGGUGAUCUGGUGGCCAACCUGACGGGUAUCAUUGAGAUGAUGCCCGACGAUGACAGCUUCGAUUCGGCGUCCCUCAAGAGGAUCCUUCAGCAGCACCGGGUACUGUAA